Messenger RNA from Magallana angulata, 4094 nucleotides. RefSeq names its product enhancer of polycomb homolog 1-like. The transcript has 15 exons. NCBI's taxonomy places the organism in Eukaryota, Metazoa, Mollusca, Bivalvia, Ostreida, Ostreidae. Bases 18 to 2276 code for a protein of 752 amino acids. Gene Ontology annotation, biological process: regulation of transcription by RNA polymerase II. Gene Ontology annotation, cellular component: piccolo histone acetyltransferase complex. The record is from RefSeq and is a predicted model, not a curated record.
UAUUUGAGGUCAGCACGAUGAGCAAGGUAUCUUUUCGAGCUCGGGCGCUGGACGCCACGAGGCCAAUGCAGAUUUUCAAAGCAGAUGAGGUGCCUGACCUACCAGAUUUUGCAACUAUCAACCGAUCCGUUCCACAGAUGCCCACAGGAAUGGAAAAAGAGGAGGAAACGGAGCACCAUCUACAACGAGCUCUGUCAGCACAGCAGGUCUAUGGUACUUCAGAGGCUCUUGUCAUUCCAAUUCCUGAAGUGGAUGAUAUCUCAGAACAUUAUAAUGAAAUGUACAAGAGUGAUUUUAAGACCACAAAGCAAUUUAUACAUAUACAAGCCUAUGGAAUGGAUCAGGAGAUACCAGAUUAUGACAUGGACAGUGAGGAUGAAUCUUGGGUCAAUGAACAAAAGAAGAAGAUGGAAAUCAAUCCCCUCAAGUUUGAGGAGAUGAUGGACCGUUUAGAGAAAGGCAGUGGACAACAGGUUGUGACAUUACAAGAGGCAAAGUUACUGUUGAAAGAAGAUGAUGAUCUCAUAAUUGCUGUUUAUGAUUAUUGGCUGAAUAAACGGUUACGACUGGAACACCCCCUCAUCUUGCAAGUUAAAACAGAGAAAAGAGAUGGCUCAACAACAAAUAAUCCCUAUGUGGCAUUUAGGAGGCGAACAGAAAAAAUGCAAACAAGAAAGAAUCGGAAGAAUGAUGAAACAUCAUACGAGAAAAUGUUGAAACUUAGAAGAGAUCUAAACAGAGCUGUAACUAUUCUAGAAAUGAUUAAAAGAAGGGAAAAGGCAAAGAAAGAAAUGUUACAACUCACAAUAGAGAUUAUGGAGAAAAGGUUUCAAGGUGAAGAUUUUGAGGGUAAAAUGCUCCAGGAAGCUGAGUCCAUCCGCCACAAGUUGCCAUUGUUUGUUCCUCCUAGCUAUAGCUGGGGUGCUGGCACAGCGGAGGAGGGUGUGAGGAAGAAGAGGGAAUACAGGAAGCGUAAGCACAAACCUGUGAUUCAGCCCACUGUCCCCUCUGUACAGGCCAGUCAUUAUCAUGAUAUUGAUGUCAUACAUCCAGAACCAUACAGCUCCGAUGAAGAUGGCUACUCACCGGGAACUUCACCAUCUGAUCACGAAGAUGAAAAUGAUCCUGAUGGACCGUUUGCUUUCAGAAGGAGAAGAAAUUGCAAUUACUUUGCACCAAUUUUGAAUCGCCUUGGGAAUUGGCCCUGGCACAGUCCUGAAGAUGGAGGAUUGGGAAAGAAAAAAUUCCGUUACAACCUCUGUUCUUUGUCACAACCACCCCGAUGUAUUGGCUACGCAAGGCGUAGAAUGGGUCGAGGUGGAAGGGUGCUUCUGGAUAGAGCAGUAACGCCUUGGGAUGAAACCCUACACCAGAUCGACAUGUCUUCGGGCUCAUUUUCAGGAGUUGUUGGAGAUUAUGUGACAUAUAUCAGAGACAAAAAAAUUCCACAUUUUCGUCCACAUUCUCCUACACUAGAAGAAUCUUCAUCUCAUGAAAAACCCUCUCACACUGCUCAGGAAGAUAUCACAGAGUUCAACAUGGAGAGCUUUCAAUCUCACCAAGAACAGCUCCUGCAGAUGACGCGAGCGCAGCAAGAGCAGUUACUUAAACAAGACACCUCAGAUCUCAACAAUUCGUGCAAUGGUUUAGAACAUUCCUUCUCCUCACAACCGACUUCCAGGUUCACAUUAGAUUCCGAUAGUGCCAAAUUUGCGGUGUCUGCAGUUAUGAACACAUCUCAGAUUCAGAAUCAGAACGCGAGAACAGGUGCUAUAUCAUCUCAAACACCAGCAGCCCCAGAGACUCCUCGUACACCACAGACAGUUGUUCUGACCAACACAGUUCCAGCAGCUCCCACCACGUCUGCUAACGUCUCCUUGUUAUCCCCAACUACAGUGCUACCCCCUAUCUCCAGUGUCAUCAGUAACGGACCAGUGGACCACAAAGACUUAGUUUCUAGUAAAACCACAGGGCUUUCAACCUCUCCAGCAGCAACAGUUUUUCAGUUAAACUUUCCACUCAACAAUAAUAAUGCAUCUCACAAUUCUCAUCUUCCAUCAUCAUCAACUUUGUCAUCUAGUCUUUCCAACGCCUUAACAACAUCAAUCCCAAACAAGUCUGUCUCUACUGUUGGAACCAACCUGCUCAAGUUUACACCAGGCUACAAAAACUCCAUAUCGGAUUCAAUUCCUGCACAGAACCAUGAAGAUGUUGCAAGGCUUAACAACAUCCACAACAUAAAACGAGAAAAGGUUGUAGCGAUGGAUGUGACAUGAGUAGUGUUGUGCGUGAGGUGAUGGUACACAUUCAAUGGCAAGCUGUGUUCUGUAUACAGAACAAGUAACUACCCAGAAGGACGUGAUGGGACAAAACUACACAAGUCUAUCAGCCAAGCAGCAGCAUAUCAUCAGAGGUUGUUACACCAGAACCAUGACACCUUCAUUGUUAUAUCCAGCAUAAACAUUUUGAGAUCACAAACUGUUCCUAUACAUUGAGCUCAGUGUUAAGUUUUGACAUUGUAAUGCUAUAUCAAGUCAGGAUUGACAUUUCUUCUGUUGUAAAAUUGUAAUUAUAAUAUAAUGGGGAUCUUUUUAACCCCCAUCCCCCCUUUCUACCCAUUCUACCCAGUCCCUAAGUCACAGUUUCUUUAUCAGAAGGUUCUAAUUUGUAAUCAACGGGCAUGUAAUUUUAUACAUAACUGUUGGUCUUGAAUGUAGGGGCCUGAAAGUAUAGAAAUUAAGACCAUUCUUUGUCUCUCCAUUGUAGUCAUUACAACUUUAUAGUUUUCAAUGAUAUAACUCGCUUUGUGAAAGCUUUUCCACAUUGUGGUAUGUUUGUAACCCACAUGGGCAUUCUUUUUUAAUUGCUUCUUAUCUUGCUAACCCUAAUUGUUUUUAGAUAGACAUUUUUUUUUGUUGCACAAAAUUAUCCAUGGGAUGUUUCAUUGUCAAUUCACCUAUUUCAUUGUAGUGAUAAGUAUUGAAAUAUUAAUGGGAACAUGUUCAUUAUAACCAUCCAAUGAAAAAAGCUGAUUAACACUACCUCGCAUUUGUAUGGUGUAUAGAAGAAUAGUAGGAAGAUGUUUUGUUUGUAAUGUUUGUGAAGUCAUCAUUUUGUUUAUCAUCCGUCCAGACACUUAAAUUUCAUCUUUGAAGAAAUUCAGAAUCAAAAGAUACAUUGUCAGAGUGCAAUUUCAGUUGUGAACAAGGUAUUUUGAUUUAUGAUUGCUAUUUAGGGCACUGCCAAGUUUGUCUUUAUCAACAUUUUUAAAUAAUACUUUUUUGUGCAAUACAUUAAAUGAUUGUACUUGUCUUCAUAUUUAGAAGUGUGGGUAUUUCUUGAAAUGUUGGUUUUCUUCAGAGUCCUUUGAGUUCCAUUGAUUUGUAACAAAUUUUCAUGUCAAUUUCACAACCUACCUUAAUGCAUGUGGAUUCCAGAGAAAGUUACAUAAAUUUUAUUUCAGAAAGCUAAAUUUUUACUUAACGAUUUCAUAUUUUCUGUAGAGAAAAUUAUUGAUAGUUAAAUGAUGCAUAUAAAAUGUUUAUAUUUAAUGUGCAAAGAAAAGUGGUAGACAUUUGACAAAAUACUGAUAAUGGCACUCAUCUGCUCUCCAAUUAAUGCAUUACAUUCAAUUAAUGUGGUCUAGCUGAAGAUUUUUACAUUUAUGCAUGAAUAUGUGCUUGUUACAAGGUAUAUACGAAUAUUGUAUUGAAUUUUAUAAAAUAUUUUAUAGUGCUUGAUGUUGACGAUACGAGUAAUGUAUAGUUGGAGAAACCGGCUGAUAUCUUGUGAUGAGAAAACCUGGUCAUUUUCUGUGUUAAACUAGAGAAAGAUUUAAAUAGAGAUCUUUAUUUAUUAGAAAAGAAAUUUUAGAAAUUUGAACUCAAUCUGAAAUCAUGUUAUGUAUGAUCUGUUUUUGUACUGUGGCGGUAUUGUCGGCAUGGAUGAAUGAGUGCUGUGCUUAAAUGUUGGCCUAAUGAUGGCUAUGAAAUAUGAAAAAUUGAUAUACACAAUGUGUUCAAAACUGUGAUAGCAUGUGGUGUAGGAACACCACGUUAAAAUAUUGAAUUAGGAAAUAAAUCAGAUUUCCUGUG